Molecule: messenger RNA, 6112 nt
Organism: Polyodon spathula (Mississippi paddlefish)
Lineage: Eukaryota; Metazoa; Chordata; Actinopteri; Acipenseriformes; Polyodontidae
Product: RING finger protein 32-like
Exons: 8
Coding region: 173-1333 (386 amino acids)
Molecular function (GO): protein binding
Source: RefSeq, a predicted model, not a curated record
CACAUUUUACACAGUGAAUGGAUGUGCCUGGCACAUAUUUGUUUUUGUUAGCUACUCUCACUUUAACUACAAAUGUCAUUUACAAAAAAGCAUUGUAAUAAAGUAAAAUUGAGUAUAAUGUGCACUUUUGUUUUUAGGACAAGAACCACUUUUGCUAUUAGAUAUUGCCAGAAUGGAUCUUAACCCUAAUCAUUCAGAAUCCAGGAUGGCGCCAAAUUCAAAACCUGCAAUGCAAAAGGGAGCACACUCCAAAUGUAAUAGUUUAGCUCUUACUGCUGUUGCAUUGCAAGAUCACAUCUCAAGGAGUCUACAAAUCCAGAAUCUCUCACUUUCUGCUCCUCUAAAGAAAGGACACAGGAACCGAAUGCACAACUGUAAAUCUGUUGAUAAAAGUGCAAUACACCCAUUGGUGGACACUGGCUUAAAAAACAGAUUGCUCCUGAAGAAGAGGUGCAGUGGAAGAGAGGAGAAGGAGUAUGUGCUUGAUCCUAGUCCUCCAGCAAUGACAUUAGCUCAGAAAAUGGGUCUGGUUGAAGCUCCUGCGAUGCCUCUCACUGCAGACGACUGGGUUAAAGUAAAGGAGAGGUCUGUGCAGCAAGGAGAGUCAUCACAGCCUUGUGUGAUUUGCAAAGAAGAAUUUGGGCUUCAACAGCAGGUAUUGCUGUCCUGUUCACAUGUUUUUCACAGAGUUUGUUUACAGGCAUUUGAGAGGUUUUCAGGGAAGAAGACAUGCCCUAUGUGUCGGAAAGAGCGGUAUGAGAUGAGAGUCAUACAUGAUGGGGCGCGGCUGUACAAAACCAAGUGUGCAACUAGAAUUCAAGCAUGCUGGCGUGCAUAUAUUGUACGUAAAUGGUAUUCACACUUGAGAAAAACAGUACCACCAAAAGAUACAAAAUUAAGAAGAAACUUCUUUGAACAAAAACUCCAAGAAAUGAACGAUAGCUUUUUAAAGUCAUGUGAUACCAACAUUGAUGAGUUCCUCUCUGAAAUAGACAACUCUGUGGCAUCAAGUAAAGGUGUUCUGCUCCAGUUUGAGAAAGAGUGUGGGUCGGAACUCUCUGAGGAAACAUGGGAGGAAAUACAGCUAAAGGCUGUCUUGCGGGAGACCAGCGAUUGCCCGAUUUGUAUUACCCCACUGUGUCACAUCAGCAGCAUCUUACACCCAACUACAUCUGGUGAUAAUGAUACACACCUUUCUUUGCGACAGACUGUGCUUUUAUCUUGCUCACACAUUUUCCACCACAACUGUCUAAAGGCCUUUGAAGACUUCUGUGUAGACGAGAGGCAUAUCUGCCCUUUAUGCAGGUCUUCGUACCAGAAAAGAAUUCUCUGAAAGUAGGAACUACUGCUUUAUAAACAAGGUAUUCCUAAAGCAAACACACAAUAUGUAGCUGGGUGUGCAAUAAUUGCCCAACAGUUACAUUAGCAUUGUUAGAGGCAUCUUUUUUUUUUUUUUUUUUUUUUUUUUUUUAAGGGAGAUCAUAUAAUACACCUUCAAAUUGAUUAUACAAAUAAAACUCCUUUGGUUUGAUCACUGGUUAGUUAUUAAGGAAUCCCAGACAAUGUCUCCAGUUGCACAUAGAGUACACAGCCAGUCUAACAAUAACUUUCACUCUGUUUUGUAAAGUAGGCCUCGAGGCGGUUGUGGCUAUAGGGGUGACCGCUUUGUUAGCAUAUUCCUCUCAACUGAUAUGAUCACUGGCACUUAACAGAUUAUUCUAACAGACACAUUCUUGUAAUUGGUAACAGCUUUUCCUUUCAGUCACUGUGACUUUGUGAGAUGCCAGCCCCUUGAGGUUACCACAGCUGUCUCCAUGCACAGGAUUGCAGGAAUACGCAGCUACACUGCAAACACUCAUUCAGUGUUUACUGAUCUGUAAAUCUUAUACAUUUGUGUUUGUGUGUGUUGGGAGGAGUAAGGGGCACUUAAAUCGACACAUUGCUAAUUAAAGAAAGCUCAAAUAUAAGAUUUAAGGCAAAUAAAAAAGUGUGAUUUUAGUAUUCUAUGUUCUGUGAUCUAUAUAGUGUUUAUUUCCCUCAUGAAGAUGGCCGUAAACAACCCACAUGCCCCAUGAAUGGAUUAUCUGACAGAUCUAGUAUCCGUGUUCUAGGUAAAUUUUAACAUACUCUGCAUAAUCAAAAGAACACAACAUUCACCAUUCAUCAAAUGUAUUGUAAACUGAAAAAGUACACAAUGUAAAUUCAUACAAUUUUUGCAACAUUUUUACACAACUGUUCUACAAACAAGAGUAUAAAAAAAACACAUUCACAUUUACAAGUGACAUGCAGAAACAUCAACAGCUGCAUAACUAACAGGCUGUUCCCUCGAUCUCAGGUAUUAAACUGUAAAAUACUGUAAGGCAACCAAAACUUUUCAUGAGCUCAAAACACUCCCUGUGCCUCCAUUGCAAGCGUGAAUAGAAAACAGAUUACAUUUUAUGUUCAACUUAUUUGCCUACUCUCAAGUGAAAAAAAAUAGAAAGCAUGCUACUUUAAAAUGACAAAAAACAUAAAAAGUAAUACGCUGUGAAUUUAUGUUCCCUUGGGUUUAAGGUCAUUAGUUAUUCAAGCUGUAAAAAAAUAAAAAAGCCAGUGUUGUAACUAAAGUGCUCAUUUUGCAAGAGUGACACACAACAAGUAAUAACUUAAUGUUCACUAUGGUUAUUUUCAACAAAGGCAAAUUCAAUGUAUUAUGGUUUAGACAACACUGAGUCAUGAUGUACAAAAAAAUGAAUAACUUCUAGUAACUAUAAAAUUAAAAAAAAAAUAAUACGUUUGGGUGGCAAAAAGGUGUAAACUCUGCAUUCCAUAAACCUUGUGUCUGGUCAAUUGAGAUCCUGGGCUCCUCCUUCAGCAAAGUGUGGUUUCACUUCUAUGUAACUAGCGUAGGCAAUGGAAUGUAUCUGUUUUGGUCAGUGCUACUUUGUCACAGUAUUGUUCAGCCACAUAAAUGAACCAUGAGGUUGUUUGUUUGGCAUUUUUAGAAGUCAAAGUUAUUUGCAUCCAUAUUCUGCACUGCUGGAAAUGUUUUUUACAAAUAUAAAAAGUGUACUGAGCAUGACAUUAAAUCAUUCUUCUACUGCUAAAAACUAAAUGGUGAACAUAUUCAAACGCAGAAUAGUAAAUAUUAUACAUACAUCAUGUACAGGUGUACAACAAUACGCUAUACGUAUUGUGAAUCCCUGAAAUAAGGACCAGUGAAUGAUACAUGUUUAAAUGUGUGCUCUAAAGUACUUCAUUAUUUGGGGUUUACUACCCUCCCUCCCCAAUUUUAGAAUGGUAAAGCUGUUUCUCAGAAAAUGUGUUCCUUGUAAGAAUUAAAGUAUUUGAGUAAGAAACUAGUCAUAGAGAGUUCAUUUUACCGUACAAUUCACAUUCCAAUUCGACGCACACAGUCUGAAGUGUAUAUAAAGCUUGGUCAUGUACAGGACUGCAUGUCUACUCUAAUUUCUACUAGCUUCUGUAAGGAAAGCCGGCUUUGUAUGAGAGCAGGGGCUUGUCCCUUGUAUUGUCAUUCAAAUGAAAACAACAUGGCGUCUGUCCUUAUCGUGCUGUAAAGCUAAAUUACCUGAAUUCCAACUAUUGAAUUGUGUCAAACAAUGACUACCGAAAUGCCACUUUUAAAUGAACACUGAAAUAAGAAGUGUGAGAUAGUAUGCAAAACGCAUGACCCCCCCCUCCCCCAACCCACCCUUUUUAGGCAAAGCCAGCUGAAUCUGUUUUAAGACAUCUUUUUUUUCAUAUGAGGGUAUUUAUCAACUACUGUAAAUUGCUGUUGAAUAGUAACUAGAAGCGUUCAGUGAAUCUGUCAUUAAACACACACAACGGAAAAACCUUACAACAAACUAAGAUGUUAGCGAAGGCCUCUUCAUAAGACAUAUUGAGGUGUCUGAUUUGAAACUCAAAAAGAACAGCAAUCUACUGCCAUAACUGUGAAAAAAACAUGUAAUCAACCAAACAGGUAGACACUGAUAACAAAAUACAGAUAAUCAAGGUAGGAAAAAAACACUAGCACAGCAUACUGUUAUUUACACAUUUAAACAUGAAAUGAUGUUGCCUGGACAGUUAUCCCAGAGGUCUCUUGCUUAAUCUGAGGUCCCUAGCUUAAUCUGUAAUCCGUUCAAACUAUUUCUGAUGAGGAUAUGAAUAAUCUUCAUGAAAUCGUAUAAUAAAUGUUAAACUAUCGAAUGUGUGAAACACCAAACCCCUGGUUUCACCCCGACUAGCAAUCAGGAUUUUCAAACGCAAGUUGUCACACACUAGCGUUGUUGAACCCACUGGCCGCAGAAGAUCUUUACUGUACUAUAUCAUGCCACAACAAGCUAAAGUGCACCAACAGAAUAUAAACCCAUCCUUUACAACUCAAAAUCUGAUCAAUAAAAAAGCAAUUCACCAACUAUAUAUGUAACUGUUAAUCCAAAAAAAUAAUACUGCUUAGUUCUAAUGUAAUAUUAAUAUUGCUCAAAGCAGGAACUAGUACAUUAGAAAUGUACCAGCGAUGAGAUAUACAACAGUACAAUUGUGUUUGUUCAAAAUGUAAUUCUUGUGUACUGUAUUAGGGCAAUCAGUCACAUCUAUAGGGUGUGCAUAUAAACUAUUCAAUACAACAAUGCUAAUACCCCCUCUAAAGUGUGUAUUUGGACUUUUUUAUCCAGUGUUUUGUAGAUCCCUUUUUUCAUUAUAAAGUGCUGACUUAAAUUUCUGCACAUUACAAACUGGUGUAAAAACUUACAACAUACUGAUUACAGCUCUUAGUCAGUCACAGAGAUGCUUUUGAGAUAGAGUAAGUUAAGAAGAAAAUACCAUUAAGUAGUGCUGUUUUGUAACAUAACACAUCUAAAAUAUUAAAAAGUACCAACCUUUCAUGACCUUAUACUUUUUUUUUUUUCUUUUAUUUUCAUUUACCUAACAUGUGAAUUAUCAAGUUGCCUGACUUAUCCAGCAUUGCAGUGUCCCUAUACUGUACUCUGCAACCACAAUCAGCACUCAGGUUGUGUGGAUCAAGGCUCUGCCCAGAAUAGCUCCACACAGCCCCAGGCUAGGCCAGUGCAGGAGCAAAGACAUCAAUGUUCUAUUAAAUCCUGGUCUCAUCCGAUCCCACAGAGUAGGUGCUGCCUGCAAUGUUGCCUACAGCAAGAGCUCUGCUGUGAACUGUGAUCAAGACUUUCUGUACUCUACUUGCCUGAGCAGAAAAAAAACAAAACAUUCAACUGGCCAAGCAUGGCUUAAAAAUAUCUAGCUGCAGUGUUAGUAGUGCUUUGUUAAAAAGAUGGUGUAGUGAGGUAUGUUCACCUUUCAGUUAAAUCUGUUUUACCAGCAUUCUCCACACUGCCUGCCCCCAUCUUCAGUCUAUAGUGUCUGUUUUAGCUAUUUAUUUUAAUCAAAUUGGUCUGAAUCGGUUAAUUGCGAGUUGAAUUGCAUUAACUUCUGCAGAACCCCAAGAAUGUAAAAAAAUCCUAAUUUCUACGUGCAUUAUGUAGCUGCAUUUUUACUAAGGAAAAGUUAUUCUGUUAGAAAUAAAAUUUUAAAAAAGAGACAAAUUCUCCCAAAUUCCUUUUUUUUAUUAUUACCAUUUUAAUUAUUUUCUGACUAGACUCAUUUUAUUUUCCAUAAUCAAUAUAGUGCCCAUGAAAGGUGAUGGAAGCUGCAACCUCUUUCCUCAAGAGACAGCUCUGGAGAGGACAGGGUGCUCUGGUCAUCCAAUCACUGGCUUCUCUGGACAGCCUUUUCAUUUUCCAGAGCCAAUACAAAAGUGGGUUUGUGAUGUGGACAGCUGUCCACUAAAAGCUAGGCUGAAACCACAAAAAUGUACUUCACAGAUAUCCAGCAGUCAUCAGAUGGUAGUGGACUUCAUUCACUACCAAGCUUAGGUGAACUCAACUAAAGGCUUUAAACCUGAAUAUGGAUCUGAUGAGCCACCCAGCUCCUGUGUGCUCUCCUUUAUAAGUGAAGGGUUACAAUCCGCAGCAUGUGAUUAUAGAAUAAACUGGCAUUAGCAUAGCAUCAACCUCAUUGUCAACUUAUAUAGACAGUUCUGCAGAGCUUGAAAUGUACAGCUGUGUUUUAAACAUACAAACAAAAAAACAAGAAAAAAACACCUGUGUUAAACAGA